CUGGUAUUUAGCGGUCAUCAAUGCGAAGAAACGUUUGAUACAAGUAUUAGACUCACUUGGUCCUGGAAUGGGUAGAAGUGACCUCACGUUUAUGCUCCGAGGACUUGAGAAGCACUUAAAGACUGCAUCCCAAAGAAGGGGAUUUGACAAAGGUGAAAAGUGGCACGAUCUUGAUGUCACGACGUGGCCAAUAGUAGAGCAUAUCCGAAAACCACUGCAGACUGAUGGCGCAUCGUGCGGGUUGUUCAUGUUAAAUUUUAUGGAAUAUUGGACAGGCGAUAGGCUUUCUGACUGCAUCACUCAGAAAAGAAUGGGUGCGAAGCUCCACACCUUAUCCACUAGGAUUAACUCUAAAGCAAAUUCAGGACAUACUCAGGAUGGACCAGCCAAUGGACAAGGAUUGUUUCAACAUGGCUGUGCGCAUGGUGGCAUGUGAUGAGAUACAAUUUUUGAUAGAGCCUCCCGUGCACAACAUGGACUUAAGAUUUUGUGUAAGUUAUUAUAAUCGCAUAUUUAUUGUCACUGUCAUGGUUCUAAACCUUUUUUUCAUCUCAGUCAGCAAUACUCAGUGGUAGAAAACAUCCACUUUGGCGUGUUAAGCCAGAUAUUAAGGAGUUGGCAACAUUUUUUCAUAGCUGGCCUGGGAUAGACCAUAAUAUAUCAUCAUGCAACAUGUUAAGUUAGGUCUCUUUUCCAUUAUCAACAUGAUUUAUGUGUUUUAAUGCUCACCAC
Molecule: messenger RNA, 732 nt
Organism: Lolium perenne
Lineage: Eukaryota; Viridiplantae; Streptophyta; Magnoliopsida; Poales; Poaceae
Source: RefSeq, a predicted model, not a curated record